AGUAAAAGGAUGUGAGGGAACGGCGGCAAAGAGGACGUCGUGAGAGACGAAGAUACGAGAAUGGGCGGGGUAUAUAUGUGGUCCGUAGGAUCAUCCGGGGAUGGGGCAAUUCGUGCACCCCAGCAGUUCGAUUUGUACUCUGGCCUUCGAAACUCAAUGGAGCCUGCUAUCACGUGCCAACACACCCUUUGACCCCGACUACUUCCUUGCCCGGGCUCCUUUCCUUUGCUUCCCUAGACUCUAUCAAUAUUUCCUUAUCUUUACAUGCCUAUACAAGACCGGACCACCGAAUUUCGCUCCUGCGUCGAGUCUAUCCGGAGCAGGUCUUCUUUGCCUUCUCGUGGCGGCGAGGCCAAACAGCGACUGUUGCAGGAUGGUAGUCAGGCACACAGAAGCAAAAGCGAAUUCUCGCGAAUGGCCUCCACUAUUGCGAAAGAUAUCAGUAGCACAACGAUAAAACUUGAGAAACUGGCCCAGUUGGUCAAACGGAAAACCCUGUUUGAUGAUAGACCUGUCGAAAUUAGCGAACUUACCUUCAUCAUAAAGCAAGACGUUGCCCGCAUCAACAAGCAGAUUGCUCAGUUACAAUCUUAUAUCAAGCAACGCAAUGCUCAGUCGUCGAGCUCAGCAGCAGAGAAACAGAUCGAAGAGCACAAUCACAAUGUGGUCAUGCUGUUGCAGAGCAAACUGGCAUAUACGAGUAUGACGUUCAAAGAUGUUCUGGAGGUUCGGACGCAGAACAUGAAGGAAACAAAAGAUCGUACUGAGCAGUUCUUGUAUUCGACAUCAUCUGCCGCCAAUCAGACACCUUCAAGUAAGCCUUGCAGAAGCUUUCAACCUACAUUAUCUCUUUACAUCAUGUUAGGCUCGGUAUUGUUUAACACACAGCGGAGCGAUCCCAUGGGCGACGGCAGUCCAAGUCGUUUUGAAUCUAAUUCCAAAGGCAAAAAUCGUUCCCUGCAAAAUGGAGAUGUUCUCGCUCUCAACCUGGAUGCCGCCGAAGAAGGAACUGCAUCACAGAAUGGCGGCGCCUUUAUGCAGAUGCAGCUAGUUGAGCAACAGGACUCGUACAUCCAAUCUCGCUCCACUGCCAUAGAAUCAAUAGAAUCUACCAUUGCCGAGCUUGGCCAGUUAUUCACACAGCUGGCUAAUGUGGUUGCCGAACAUCGGGAAACGGUGCAGCGCAUUGAUGCUGACACCAUGGACAUAGCGUCAAACGUCAGUGGUGCACAGCGAGAACUCUUGAAAUAUUAUGCUAGCAUUUCAAGUAAUCGGUGGCUGAUGCUGAAAAUAUUCGGGGUUCUCAUCGUCUUUUUUCUGGUCUUCAUUCUGGUGUCAUGAGGAUCGCCAUGCAGGGCGGGUACCUGUAUAUUCUAUGGACAGUAAAUUAUGCGCCUAUAUGCAUAACGUGGAUAGAGAUGCGCUUAUAUUAAUACAAUACCCCGAGAGCAGUGCUGGCUAACCAA
Molecule: messenger RNA, 1466 nt
Organism: Guyanagaster necrorhizus
Lineage: Eukaryota; Fungi; Basidiomycota; Agaricomycetes; Agaricales; Physalacriaceae
Product: t-SNARE
Exons: 6
Coding region: 265-1341 (358 amino acids)
Biological process (GO): endoplasmic reticulum to Golgi vesicle-mediated transport; vesicle fusion; intracellular protein transport
Cellular component (GO): SNARE complex; Golgi membrane; endomembrane system
Molecular function (GO): SNARE binding; SNAP receptor activity
Source: RefSeq, a predicted model, not a curated record